AUGCUUCCGCUAGACGAGAUUUCUUGCUUCACUAAGGAACAAGAAGAUCGCUAUUAUUGUAAGCUUGUAAGAAAGUGCUCCUCUGAUUCUGGCGCUCUCUUUGUUCGCCAGCAUUGUACCUACCACUCCGCUUCCGCUGCGGAAGCGAAGAAGCGCCGCGUGAAGCCUUCUGUUCGCUGUGCCUGUGAAGCGAGAAAUCUGUGUCUUUUCUUUUUCGAGGCUGACAAUGUUUUGCGAAGAGGUCCCAUGGCGAGGUUGAAGAGAAUGGACGAUGCCGUAUCUUCUUGUCGAAGCCCCGAUGUUGCCGUAUGGAAGCUGCUAAAUAACCAUCGAUGUUAA
Messenger RNA from Radiomyces spectabilis, 339 nucleotides. RefSeq lists its product as uncharacterized. The record is from RefSeq and is a predicted model, not a curated record. The transcript has 3 exons. Lineage: Eukaryota; Fungi; Mucoromycota; Mucoromycetes; Mucorales; Radiomycetaceae. Bases 1 to 339 code for a protein of 112 amino acids.